Bufo gargarizans (Asiatic toad) is the source of this 2045-nucleotide messenger RNA. RefSeq names its product zinc finger protein 260-like. The transcript has 3 exons. The record is from RefSeq and is a predicted model, not a curated record. Lineage: Eukaryota; Metazoa; Chordata; Amphibia; Anura; Bufonidae. Bases 58 to 1818 code for a protein of 586 amino acids.
CCCCGUCCUCUGUAUUCCCAGGACUGUCCAGAGGAGAAGGUCCCAGAGAAUCCUCAGAUGACAAAUCAGGGGGAAGAUCUGACUGAUAAUGAAGUGGAGGAUGAAGAAGAGUGGAUAAUGGGCGAUCCCCUAUGUAAGAGUGAGGUGGAGGAGGACAUUCCUGGAGAUGUCACUACAGGAAAUCCCAGUAGGAAUUCUGAAGGAAACUUCAUGUUAUCACUAAAUUAUAAUGAAGAUGAAGAUAUCAUGCAGCGCUCUUCAGGAGAAAACCUUAAUGUACAUCCAGGACUUCAAAGUACAGAUCUAUUAUAUAAUCCCCUUAAUAAUCAAGAACCUUUUCCUGACCAAUCACAGAUUGUGACCACAACUAAAGGUCAGAAAGGGGAUAAAGGGUUUCACUGUGUCAAAGAGUUCACAAAAAUCUCAGGUCAUUCUACAGAAAGAGGAUUUCACACAAGGGAGAAGCCAUACUCCUGUUCAGAAUGUGGGAAAUGUUUUACAGAUAAAUCAAAUCUUGUUAUACAUAAAAUAAGUCACACAGGAGAUAAGCCAUAUUCAUGUUCACUUUGUGGGAAGUGUUUCACACAGAAAUCAGAUCUUGUGACACAUGAGAAAAUCCACACAGGAGAGAAACCAUAUUCAUGUCCUGAAUGUGGGAAAUGUUUUACAGAAAAAUCUAAUCUUGUUAGACAUGAGAGAAUUCACAGAGGAGAAAAGCCAUAUUCAUGUUCAGAAUGUGGGAAAUGUUUUACAAAUAAAUCAUGUCUUGUUACACAUAAGAGAAGUCACACUGGAGAGAAGCCAUAUUCAUGUUCAGAAUGUGGGAAAUGUUUUACCGAUAAAUCUAAUUUUGUUAGACAUAAAAGAAAUCACACAGGAGAGAAGCCAUAUUCAUGUUCAGAAUGUGGAAAAUGUUUUACAGAUAAAUCAGAUCUUGCUAGACAUGAAAGAAUUCACACAGGAGAGAAACCAUAUUCAUGUUCAGAAUGUGGAAAAUGUUUUACAUAUAAAUCUGUUCUUGUUGGACAUAAGAGAACUCACACAGGAGAGAAACCAUAUUCAUGCUCAGAAUGUGGCAAACAAUUUACACAGAAAUCAGAUCUUGUUACACAUGAGCGAAUUCACACAGGAGAGAAACCAUAUUCAUGUCCAGAAUGUGGGAAAUGUUUUAUAGAUAAAUCAUGUCUUGUUGCACAUAAGAGAAGUCACACAGGAGAAAAGCCGUAUUCAUGUUCAGAAUGUGGGAAAUGUUUUACAGAAAAAUCUAAUCUUGUUAGACAUGAGAGAAUUCACACAGGAGAGAAACCGUAUUCAUGUCCAGAAUGUGGGAAAUGUUUUACAGAUAAAUCAUGUCUUGUUGCACAUAAGAGAAGUCACACAGGAGAAAAGCCGUAUUCAUGUUCAGAAUGUGGGAAAUGUUUUACAGAUAAAUCAUGUCUUGUUAAACAUGCGAUACGUCACACUGGAGAGAAGCCAUAUUCAUGUUCAGAAUGUAAGAAAUGUUUUACCGAUAAAUCAAAUCUUGUUAGACAUGAGAGAAAUCACACAGGAGAUAAACCGUAUUCAUGUUCACUUUGUGGGAAAUGUUUUACAGAUAAAUCAGAUCUUGCUAGACAUGAGAGAUAUCACACAGGGGAGAAACCAUAUUCAUGUUCAGAAUGUGGGAAAUGUUUUACACGGAAUUCACAUCUUGUUAAACAUGAGAGAAUUCAUAGAGGAGAGAGGCCAUAUUCAUGUUUAAAAACUGGGAAAUGUUUUACAGAAAAGUCACAUCUUGUUACACAUGCGAUAAGUCACACAGGAGAGAAGCUGUAUUAAUGUUUAGAAUGUGGGGAAUAUUUUACAGAUAGAUCUUGUAAUAUAUGCAAAAAAUCACAUAGGUAAGAAAACAAAUUCAUGUUUAGAAUGAGGGAAAUGUACAGAUCUUUUUAGACAUGACAAGACAUGACCUGCAACCAAAAAUCCAAGUGUUGUUUUUUUUUUUUUUUUUUUGUGACCAUCAUGGUAUAUCACAUUGUCAAAUCAUUUUUUUGUAUCUUUAUUGA